CAUCGAAUAGAAUUGUUUUAGUUAUAGGGUAUUCGGGAUAAAUAAAACGCAUUACAGACUAAAUACCCAAACAUUCAUACACAAAACGAGCAAUAACAGAGCUGACAACAACAUACAACUAAGCGUUCAUCUAGUUUUUCUUUCGUUUCACGAUGUUCCGUUUAAAUUUGCAACGUAUCCAAGGUUAUUUUAUCAGCAGCUGUAAGCUGUCGCUUCGACGGCGCUCUCUGCAGUUCAUGGAUAGACAGUCACAUCAGCACUGGAAGAAAGAAUAUUUUGAUGCAAGUGCUGCUGGGGGUGGUGGCAACUGCGCGCUAUGGAAGCGGCUCGUUAGCCAGUAUCAGUUUCGCACCAAAAAGGAGCCCUACUAUCCAAAUCGUCAAACGGAGCUCCGACGUCAGGGCGUCAAACCGAUGACAAUUAUGAAGCCACAGCAUCAGCAUCGUGGCUUGCCAAAGGAUUACUACUAUAAGGUGCUGGGUGUGAAUCGGCAUGCAACCAUUCAGCAAAUACGCAGUGCCUUUUAUGCUCUCGCUAAACGCUAUCAUCCGGACUCGACGCACUCAGAGGAGAAGCUGAAGCACUUCCAGGAACUAUCCAAUGCGUACAACAUUCUAACAGAUGAGACCAAGCGACUGGAGUACGACCAGCUAGGCGGCAUCAAGGACGAACAGGCAUUUCUCGAGCAGGCAGGUAACCCAAUGAAUUUGGAGCGAACUGGCAGAAAAAUGGACGUAAAUACACACAGCUCUGAUGACAUUAAGAAAUUGACGGGCAACGAGUUUGACCUGCCUCUAAAUUUCGUGGAAGCCACGGUGGGUUGCAAGAAGCGCUUAGAUUUGCGCUACCUGCGCAAGUGCGACAGCUGCAAAGGUAAAUCUCAACUAAUGGUCAAUCGCGAUGUGGGCAAGGAGCCAUGUCGUCGCUGCAACGGUACGGGAAAAGUAACCACGAAGACGCCAACGUUUACAUCAGUCAAUACGUGUAGCCAGUGCAAGGGCAAGCGCUAUAUCAAUCGUAACGACUGUGAGACGUGCGAUAAUCGUGGCUUCAUUGUGGCCAACGUUGAGGUGCUGGUCACUGUGCCAUCGGGCUCAAAGUGCGGCGAUGUCAUCACAAUAGAGAACCCAAACACGAAGCAGCGAGUUAACUAUCAUCUCAAAGUACCUUCUAGCGACUACUUUCGCCGCAUUGGUAACGACAUCUACACUGAUAAGUACUUGAACAUAUCGGAUGCCAUCUUGGGCGGCACUUUUCAGGUUCGCGGGCUCUAUGAGGAUGUGGAGCUGCGUGUUGAGGCCGGAACACAAUCCCACACACAGGUAGUACUGCGCAACAAGGGAGUGCGUACUCGGGAUGAGGUUGGUAACCACAUCAUCACGCUGAAAGUACGCAUACCGCUCAAUUUGUCGGUAAAACAACGGCAGCUUGUACUCGCUUUGGCCCAGGCUGAGGAGCCGGUUUUCGAGUGUCAAAACAAAACAGUAAGAUGUAAUUAAGCAGAAAUGCCUUAAUCAACUGUGUUUUAAAAUUCUCAAUGUGAAUUCUCUUUAGUUGCUUUUAAAAUAUAUUUGGAGCGCG
Messenger RNA from Drosophila albomicans, 1581 nucleotides. Its product is annotated as dnaJ homolog subfamily A member 3, mitochondrial. The transcript is spliced from 2 exons. The coding region runs from base 153 to 1499 and encodes 448 amino acids. NCBI's taxonomy places the organism in Eukaryota, Metazoa, Arthropoda, Insecta, Diptera, Drosophilidae. Gene Ontology annotation, biological process: protein folding; mitochondrion organization; negative regulation of apoptotic process. The record is from RefSeq and is a predicted model, not a curated record. Gene Ontology annotation, cellular component: mitochondrion. Gene Ontology annotation, molecular function: heat shock protein binding.